AUGAACCCUUCUUCCUCCGAGUUCAAGUCUCAAAAGAAGAUUACUCUUCAAGAAUUACAAGAACAUGAUGGCGUCAAGAGCCCUCGUUUAUGGACCUGCAUCUAUGACCACGUGUAUGAUUUGACUGAGUUUGCAGCUGUUCAUCCCGGUGGAGAAGAAAUGAUAAAAAGCGCAUGUGCAAGAGAUGCAACAGCCUUAUUUGAGUCCUACCAUUUGUCAUCCAAUGCAAUUGCAAAGAGUUAUUUGGAUAUCAAUCACAAGGGUAAAUCGAUCAAAUACGUUGGAGAGUUUGAUGUUGAGAGUGCUAAAGUAUCGAAUUCGAGCGAUCAGCUUCCGAACGACGCUGCCAUCAAAUUUACAUUCCAAUCUCCAUUAGAUAGUGAAAAACCCCAAAAAAAGCGAAACAUUUAUGAGCUCAUGAAACAGAGAAUUAGAGAGCAAUUGUUGAAGAAGUCAGACUUUAAGAGUAGAAUCAGAAAGGUUGAUGGAUUGAGAUUGAUCAAUGCUGUAUUCAUUAUUGCAGGUCUUAUCAUUUGCCAAUUAGCAUCACAAUAUAUUCCUUCUCUUCCUUUGGUGAUAGCAGUCGCUUUGGGUACACUUGCAGGAUUGUUUCAUCAUCUCACAAUGGUUCAUAUUUUGCAUGAUGUUGGUCAUGGAUCGUUCACAAACAAUGCUCGGUUUUGGAAUUGGUUCGGAACAUUUGGAAGCUAUAUUCUAGGUCAAUCGUUUUUUUGUUGGACCAUUAGACAUAAUGUCGCUCAUCACGUAUACACGAACAUGAGUGAGCUAGAUCCUGAUGUUGGCGUCUAUGAGUGGAAUAGAUAUUUAGAAGUAACCAAUACAAAUUCGACCACAAUAGUGCCGGCGACUGCGAAAAAUAUCAAUUCAGAUAAGGCUGCUGAUGAUGAAAAUGCUGUUUCAAAGAUGUAUGGAGAACCUAAGAAUUACAAAUCCGUUCCUGUGAAUAUCAUGGCCAAAACCGGGUCGUUUUCAAGUCUUCCUUUAUUGUACGCGUCCCUUAUUUUCUACAUGCAACUAGUUGACUUUAUACAUUACUGGACAAGACAUGUGAGCGAAGGAAUCACAUUUGCAUCCUCCACAUUCAGUUGGACUACUUUCCAUUUCUAUAUAUCAAAGAUUGUUUUUGUUAUUUACAGAGUUAUUCUUCCGGGUUAUCUUUUUUACAAGACCGGAGGAGUGAUUGGAAGACCAACAUUUGAGGCUUUACUAGCAUUUGUAGCAACUGAAGUGGUUGCUGGUGUCAUGUUUGGAUUCUUAAGCCAAAUUAACCAUAUUAGUGAAAAGUGUGCAUGGCCUUCAAAUGUUUUGAAUGAAAUGGUUGAAAAUUCAAGCGGGGUCAAUGAUGAUUUGGACUGGGCUGAAAUUCAAGUAAGAACUUGUAUCGAUUAUUGUCAUGACAGUUAUUUGUGGACAUAUUUGUCUGGAUUUUUGAAUUACCAAGUCAUUCAUCAUUUGUUUCCAGGAGUAAAUCCAUGGUUAUAUCCUCAAUUGUUACCGAUUGUAAAGCAAGUCUGCAAGGAAAAUAAUGUUCCUUAUACAAUUUACAAUAAUUUCAAAGAUGCAUUGGAGAGUCAUGUUCGCCAAUUGACUCUUUUUUCAAAGAAGCAACUUUUGAAAAACACUCUCUAG
Messenger RNA from Naegleria fowleri, 1650 nucleotides. RefSeq lists its product as uncharacterized. Gene Ontology annotation, biological process: lipid metabolic process. The transcript has 4 exons. Bases 1 to 1650 code for a protein of 549 amino acids. Gene Ontology annotation, cellular component: membrane. The record is from RefSeq and is a predicted model, not a curated record. Lineage: Eukaryota; Heterolobosea; Eutetramitea; Acrasida; Naegleriidae. Gene Ontology annotation, molecular function: oxidoreductase activity, acting on paired donors, with oxidation of a pair of donors resulting in the reduction of molecular oxygen to two molecules of water.